AUGAGGCAGGCCGCUCUAGCCGAGGGAUCUACGGGGAACCUUCUAUGGCUGAGCGUGGCGGAGCGGGCGCGCUCUCGGCGGCGUUGGCGUGACCCGGGGCGUGACGAGUUCUUCGUGCCGACGCCGGAGUCGCUUAAAUGGCUCGACUCCGUCACGCUGCCCAUGAUCCUCACCGCCGCCGCCGUUGCCCUCUUCACCAAGCUCCUAAUAACAAUACCAUUAUAUUGA
Messenger RNA from Triticum turgidum subsp. durum (durum wheat), 228 nucleotides. The record is from the annotation of a GenBank genome assembly. Lineage: Eukaryota; Viridiplantae; Streptophyta; Magnoliopsida; Poales; Poaceae.